This is a messenger RNA of Apis florea (little honeybee), 856 nucleotides long. It is a transcript of the gene Mtl, whose product is annotated as Rac family small GTPase Mtl. Gene Ontology annotation, biological process: small GTPase-mediated signal transduction. The record is from RefSeq and is a predicted model, not a curated record. Gene Ontology annotation, molecular function: GTPase activity; GTP binding. NCBI's taxonomy places the organism in Eukaryota, Metazoa, Arthropoda, Insecta, Hymenoptera, Apidae.
UCACCAAGCGAAGGCUACGUCCGUUUCAGUCCCAAAAACCGCAAUACCGUCAUGGCACCCGGUUUUAUAAUUUUUUAAAGAACGUCCAAUAUAUUUGUAAUUGGAGUCACAUUAAAACAGUGAUCUUUUUUUGUACUCAAAUAUUUGUUCAUAUUUGUAUUGGAAACAUGAGUUCAGGUAGACCAAUCAAAUGUGUGGUAGUAGGAGAUGGAACAGUAGGAAAAACAUGUAUGUUAAUAUCAUAUACCACUGACAGUUUUCCAGGAGAAUAUGUUCCUACAGUGUUUGAUAAUUAUUCAGCACCUAUGGUUGUGGAUGGAAUACCUGUUAGUCUAGGACUUUGGGAUACAGCAGGUCAAGAAGAUUAUGACAGGCUUCGUCCACUUUCAUAUCCACAGACUGACGUUUUUUUAAUUUGUUUCUCAGUAACAAGCCCUUCAUCCUUUGAAAAUGUUACCAGCAAAUGGUAUCCAGAGAUUAAACAUCACUGCCCAGAUGCUCCAAUGAUACUUGUUGGAACUAAAAUAGACUUACGAGAUGAUCGUGAAACACUUACUGCCUUAGCUGAACAAGGUCUUAGUGCUAUAAAACGUGAACAAGGACAAAAAUUGGCAAAUAAGAUUCGUGCUGUAAAAUAUAUGGAAUGUUCUGCACUUACACAACGUGGUCUAAAACAAGUAUUUGAUGAAGCAGUUCGUGCUGUUUUAAGACCUGAACCUCAAAAACGCAGACAGAGAAGAUGCAUUAUGUUAUAAACAAUAAAUAAUCAAGAUUCAAUAUAGGUAAAACCAUAUAUAAACUGACAGACUGAAAUUAAUUUUCUCACAAAUAAAAAGAACAAAAUAUGAAUGUUUUG